AUGAGUUCCCAGUUGAAAGAUUCACAUUUGUUCAAACCAAUUACAAUAGGGGAUGGUAUUCAUUUGAAGCACCGAGUUGUACAUGCGCCCACUUCAAGAUCAAGGUCUACAUGUGAUGGUGAAAACUUCCCGACAGAUUUGAUGCUUGAUUACUAUGAUUCCAGGUCUAAAGAAGAAGGGACAUUUCUUGUUUUUGAGUCAUGUUUGGUGUCACCGAGGAGCGGAUUAGUUCCAUACAAGUCAGGAACAUGGUCGGUACAACAGUGUCAAGCGUUGAAGAAGAUUACUGAUAAGAUCCAUAACAACAAAUCCUUUGUCUCGUGUCAGAUUUUUGCCCCAGGUCGAGUAUCCAACAUUCAAGUUUUAAAAGAAAAAGGAAUUUUGUAUUUGGCUCCUUCUGUAAUUUACCAUUCCCAAGCUCAAGAAGACGAGGCUAAGCAACUAGAAUAUCCAUUACAGGAGUUGGGUAUUGACCAAAUCAAACAAAUUCAAGACGACUUUGUUGAUGCGGCUGUCAACUGUUUGGAGAUUGCAAACUUUGAUUUAGUAGAACUACAUGGAAGCUCAGGUUUUUUGAUUGAACAAUUCCUUUCGCCAACUUCAAAUAAAAGAAACGACCAAUAUGGAGGUUCUAUUGAGAACAGAUGCAGAUUUUUGAUUGAGAUUAUUGAAAAAUUGGUUGAAAAGGUCGGAAGCUCAAAAAUUGGCAUUAGACUCAGUGCAUGGUCUAAACACUUUGGAAUGAAUUAUAGUGAUUUAAUGGAUGAAAAGUUUCCGCCCUUAGUAUUCUGCCAAUAUAUUCUUGACUACUUAGAGAACUUGAAGCAGCAAGGGAAGGAAAUAGCCUACGUAUCUCUUGCUGAACCAAGAGUUUCGGGAUCAUCAGAUCAAGACCCUUUAGAUAACACAAAUGAUUCGUUGAUUUCUAAAUGGAGCGGUAUAUUGAUCAGGGCUGGCGGAUACGCUACCAACUAUAAGCUGGCGAUUAACAGUGCUUCGCCGCCAUGGCAACUCAAGAAAGACGUAGAUCAAGACAACAGAACAUUAAUUGCAUUUUCAAGGCCAUUCACAUCAAACCCAGACCUUGUAAACAGAUUGAGAAACAAUCUCAAAUUGGAUUUGUACGAGAGGAAAUUCUUUUAUACUCAUCAAUUGGAAGGUUACUUGACAUUCGGGGAUUACGUGAAUGACAAAGUUGGCUCAAACACAUUGCCAAUACCUUCAAACGAAAGGCAGAGAGAAGGUGUUUCACUCGCGUGA
This is a messenger RNA of Lodderomyces oxycetoniae, 1260 nucleotides long. RefSeq lists its product as uncharacterized. NCBI's taxonomy places the organism in Eukaryota, Fungi, Ascomycota, Pichiomycetes, Serinales, Debaryomycetaceae. The coding region runs from base 1 to 1260 and encodes 419 amino acids. The record is from RefSeq and is a predicted model, not a curated record. The transcript has a single exon. Gene Ontology annotation, molecular function: NADPH dehydrogenase activity; FMN binding.